GUGCUCACAGCACGAGUAAACAAAGUAGCGGACAAGACCGAUGGAGAGCCAUGGUGGUCACACGGCGAGCAUGGGGCACCUACAACUCAUCAACCUUCCCCUCUACUCCCAUUCCCGCACGAAUCCAGCAACCAUGCAAAGAGAGACAUUCUCCGUGGCAGCUCGAUCGCAACCACAACGGCAUCGAUGAGGUCGAUCGAUCCAUAUAUAUAUAAAGCCGCGGCACGCAUCUACCAUCAUCGAACACCAACUAGAUUUCUUGGAGCAUUAAUUAAUACGUACUCCCCCCUCUCGCUCCGCCAUGCGCCGGCGGCCGGCCGGUUCAGCCAUGGCUGCCCCGGCGCUCCACGUGGCGAUCCUCGCCGCCGUCCUGCUGCUGCCGUUCCUCAGCGUGCCGGCGGAGGCGCAGACCAAGAAGUUCUGCCUCACCCAGUUCGCCAUCGCCAGCCAGGCCUGCGCCAUCCUGCCGCCCACCAGCCCGGAGCACCGUCACCACGAUCACGACGACGACGAGGAUGAGGAUGAGGACGAGGAUGAGGAUGAGGACGAGGACGAGGAUGAGGACGAGGACGAGGACGACGACAGUGGCGGAGGCGGAGGCGGCGGCGGCGGCGGCGGCGGUGGUGAUGACGCUGGUGGUGGCGGUGAUAGCGGUGGUGGCGGUGGUGGCGGCGGCGGCGAUGGUGGUGGUGGCGGCGGCGAGCGCAAUCAGAACAAGAAGAGUGGCGUCGUCAGCAAGCCGGCGGCGUCGAGCGGCGUCACCAGCAAACCCGCGUCGUCGAUGAUCACCGUCGAGGCGGAGGUGGACGCCGCCGACGAAGACGUCGCGGUCGCGCGCCGCAACGGCACCAGGCGCUCCGUGGGGAACCACACCCGAAGCGGCACUGGCGGCGUCACCCGCCGCCGACGCCGACGCUCCAGCAGGCGCCGCCGCCGACGCCACCGCCGUGGGCGUCUGCGCGACGGCGAGGACGGCGGCGACGAGGAUGAGGAUGAAGACGAGGACGAGGACGCAGACGAAGACGAGGAUGAGGACGAGGACGAGGACGAGGACGACGACGAUGACGGUGACGACGACGACGACGAGGACGAGGACAACGACCACCGCGCGUACAGGGACUGCUGCCGGUGGCUGAAGGAGGUGGAGCCCGACUGCGUGUGCGAGGCGCUGCUCCGCCUGCCGCCCUUCCUGGUGAAGCCGCAGCACAAGUACACCGUCAAGGUCGGGGACUCGUGCAAGUUCACCUACAGGUGCGGCGGAACUUGAGGGAAAUGAGAGCGAUCGAUCAAGGUCUGGCAUUUUCCUGUGCGCUACACUGCUACUGCUACGUAUAUAGGUAAUAUAUAUAAUAUCCAUGACUCAUAAUCUGAUCAACAUCAUCAUCAUCAUCAAGUUUGUGUUCUUAUCAAGACUGCAAAGUGCAAAGAUUUGACAGAAACAAUUGUGUCAGUAAUGUGUCAGUCAGUGACUAGCAUCGGCUGGCGUUUCAAAGAAAAUUGUGUCUGUACCCGGAAACAAUUGUGUGUUUAGUAGAGCAAGUGCAAAGAUUUGACAGAAACAAAAAAAAAAGAAGCAAGAAUAAUGUGCCUUGUACUGGUAUAAA
Messenger RNA from Panicum virgatum (switchgrass), 1604 nucleotides. Its product is annotated as golgin subfamily A member 6-like protein 2. Lineage: Eukaryota; Viridiplantae; Streptophyta; Magnoliopsida; Poales; Poaceae. The record is from RefSeq and is a predicted model, not a curated record. The transcript has a single exon. The coding region runs from base 302 to 1267 and encodes 321 amino acids.